This is a messenger RNA of Menidia menidia (Atlantic silverside), 5365 nucleotides long. The record is from the annotation of a GenBank genome assembly. Lineage: Eukaryota; Metazoa; Chordata; Actinopteri; Atheriniformes; Atherinopsidae.
UAUAGAUAUAUAUCAUAAUAACAAGAAAAGAGCGGAUAGAGGCGGGAAAAAAGAGAGAAAUACCGCACGAGGGGCUGCAGGAGCGUGCACGGGACCGUUGGCUCGUGACGUCGGCGCGGGGGGAGAUGUAGCUGUCACGGCCGUUCGCAGGAGCAGCGGGAGGACGGACGUGUGACGGGACCGACUGAGCCAGCUGUGGCCCCGUGCCUAACGGCCACAUCUGGGCGGAGGGUCGCGCGCUGACAGCACGAGGGGCGGAGGGGGGGGCCCCCCCCGCGCGGGCCCCCCCCCCCCCCCCCCCCCCGUCGGCGGCCAGGCUCCGGUCGCCGGUCCGGGUCGAAAAAGGGGGGCCUCGGCAGCUCUGGACGACAGCGGGGAGGAGGUGGAGGCCAUGGAGGAGGGCGACACGGAAGGGGAAGGGCCCAUGGCGGUCAGAGAGGGGCCGAGCGGUCAGGGCCUCCUGCUGGACCCCGGCAACAGCAACACCAACACCACCACCAACCUCCUGGCCUCCGUCAAAGAGCAGGAGCUCCAGUUCGAGCGGCUGACUCGGGAGCUGGAGGAGGAGCGGCAGAUCGUGGCGAGCCAGCUGGAGAGGUGCAUGCUGGGAGCCGAGUCCCCGGCGGGAGAGAGCAGCAGCUCAUCCGAGAAGUCGUUUGCAUGGAGAUCUGCAGGCGGAGAGUCUCAGGUGGGAGCCACGGAGGCCUCUGGCUGUCCCGGUCGUCCCCUGGAGGCCGAGGAAGGACUCUACCUGCCCGAAGCGGACCGCGCAUCCCUGCAUGACAGCUCAGGAGGUCAUUCAGCCCACAUGACGUCCUAUUCAGACAGCGGCUACCAAGACAGCAGCGUUAGUUAUUACAGCAACCACAACGUGGUCCGCUCAGAGCCCCGGGCCUCGGCAUCCAGAAGCCCCAGGGCGGAGGGUCAGGCCUCUGGGCAGGCGUCCAGUCGGAUGUUGCGGCGGAUGGCCUCCAGGAGCCAGUCCCCGGGCUGCGGGACGGCCGGCACCGUCUCGCCGUCCCGCAUCUCCCUGCGGACGUCGCAGGGCAGCACCUACGACUCGCCCGUCCUGUCCGAGCCCAAGCCGCUGGCCGCCAUCUUCCCCGGCACCACCAUGCCGCCCUCCUGCCCGUCGCCCACCUCCCCGGGCGACGCCCCCCAGGGCCCGGGCGGCGGGGAGGGAGGAGUGGGGUUCGGCGGUGGGGGGCGCGCGGGACGGCUGGGCUCCACCCUCUCUUUGAUCGAGGGCAGGGCCCUGACGGGCUCGCCGCUCCGCUCGGGGAUGACGGCGGUCCCCCAGCAUUACGGCUCCACGCUGCCCCGGCAGAGCCAGUCGCUGGCCUACGGCGCCGACCCCUACGGCCUGUACCAGAGGAGCGCCCUGCCCCGCCCCGACAGCCUCAUAGGUGAGCUGACUUCUCAUAACGAGCCGUGUGGACACACACGGGCUCACACACGGCCGGCUGCCCUGCCGGCCUUCACCUCAGCCUUCACCUGCUCUCCAACUCCAGUUUGGGCUGCACAGCUCAUACGCCGCCCGCUGUACCACAGCCCCACGCACGACCCCCAAGGCUCCCUCUACAGGAGCAGCACAGGUAUGGGGACUCUCCCUCGAGCCACGAGCCAUUGCGGCACGCUGCCAUACCAAAGAAACAGCUUUGGGCUGACCUCCGCGGCCGUCUACGUGGACCCCCUCAGGGUGUCCGGCGAGCCCGUCUACUCCCACCGGCACUCUGGCCUGCUGGACCGGGCCGUCACCCGCACCCCGUCCAUCGAGAGCAUCCACAAGGAUCCCAGGGAAUUUGCAUGGCGCGACCCGGAGCUGCCGGAGGUCAUCCACAUGCUGCAGCAUCACUUUCCGUCCGUCCAGGCCAACGCCGCAGCCUACCUGCAGCACCUGUGCUACGGAGACAACAGGGUCAAGGUGGAGGUGUGUCACCUGGGAGGGAUCCAGCACCUGGUGGACCUGCUGGACAACAAGGUGGCCGAAGUUCAGAAGAGCGCCUGCGGGGCCCUGAGGAACCUGGUGUACGGCAAAGCCACCGACAGCAACAAGGUGGCGCUGAGGAACUGCGGCGGCGUGCCCGCUCUGCUGCGCCUCCUCAGGAAAACCACGGACAACGAAGUUCGCGAGUUGGUCACAGGCGUCCUGUGGAACUUGUCCUCUUGCGACGCAGUGAAGAUGACCAUCAUACGCGACGCCCUCACGACCGUGACCAACACGGUGGUCAUCCCCCACUCUGGCUGGAGCAGCGUCUCUCACCGCGACGAGCACAAAGUCAAGUUCCAGUCCUCUCUGCUGCUGCGCAACACCACCGGCUGCCUGAGGAACCUGAGCUCGGCGGGGGAGGAGGCGAGGAGCCAGCUGCGCUGCUGCGAGGGCCUGGUGGACUCGCUGCUGCACGUCCUCAAAGCCUGCGUCAACACGUCCGACUACGACAGCAAGAUUGUGGAGAACAGCGUCUGCACUCUGAGAAACCUCUCGUACCGGCUGGAGGUGGAGAUGCCCUCUUCUCGUCUCCUGGGCAACCAGGAGCUGGACACCCUGCUGGGCUUCUCCUCCCCGGCCAAGGAACUGGACUACCUCUGCUGGGGGAAAAGGAGGCGUGGCCGGAAGAGGGGCGGUUGGCCCGAGGGCAAGUGGGACGGCAUGGGGGCAGUCCCGGGUUUCUCCCAGUGUCUGAGAGGAGCGGAGCUGCUGUGGCACCCGAUGGUGGUGAAGCCGUACCUCAACCUGCUGGCUGAAAGCUCCAACCCCGCCACGCUGGAGGGCGCGGCCGGCUCCCUGCAGAACCUCUCUGCCGGAAACUGGAAGUUCUCGGCCUACAUCCGAGCGGCGGUGCGAAAAGAGAAAGGUCUGCCCAUCCUGGUGGAGCUGCUGCGGAUGGACAACGACCGGGUCGUCUGCUCCGUCGCCACCGCCCUCCGAAACAUGGCGCUGGACGGGCGCAACAAGGAGCUGAUAGGAAAGUACGCCAUGCGGGAUCUGGUGAACCGGCUGCCCGGCAGCAACCCCUCCGUGCUGUCGGACGACACGGUGGCGUCGGUGUGCUGCACGCUGCACGAGGUGACCAGCCGCAACAUGGAGAACGCCAAAGCUUUAGCCGACAGCGGCGGCAUCGAGAAGCUGGUGGACAUCAGCAAAGGCAGAGGAAAAGGGUACUCGAUGAAAGUGGUGAAGGCGGCGGCUCAGGUGCUGAACACGCUGUGGCAGUACAGAGAGCUACGGAGUCUGUACAAACAGGACGGAUGGAACUACACCCACUUUGUCACCCCCAUUUCCACUCUGGAGCGCGACCGGUACCGCUCUCAGCCCACCCUGCCCACCAGCCCACUGCAGAUGUCUCCCGUCAUCCAGUCAGGCGGCAGCGCAACAUCCUCCCCCGCGAUGCUGGGGAUUAGACGACACAGCUCCAACUACCAGAGGGCACAAUCAUCUAUGCAACUGAACACUUAUUACGGAGACAGUUUACACAAACGGCAGUACACAGGGUCCGAGAAGAAAAGCCCAUACUUCAUCGGGACCUACUCGUCCCAAUCCGGAGAGGAUUUGAGACGAUUGCAGCACACGGAGCCCUUUUACGACGAGCCCGACAGGAAGAACUACAACAGCUAUCGAAUGUACCUGGCGUCCCCACAAGGCUACGGCGAGGAUCAGUACGACGACGAGCCCUUUCACCCGAGCCCGUCGCCCCCCGAGGGCUACGCCGGCCAGACGCUCCGAUUCAAAGGCAACACCAACUACGUGGACUUUUACUCGACUACACGGAGGCCUUCAAACAGGGCCAACAAGUUCACGGGCUCCCCCGACUCUUGGGUGUAGAUACCAAAUAGUCAGGUCGCGAGCGUGCGAGCAUCUGUUGGGAAAGCGCGCUAAACGACCAGGUGCGGGUUUGCUCCGCGCACCUUUUGACUAAGCCUGCGAGUAAGUAAAGCAGAGCCGCUAUCGGGCGAACUGACGACGGCACUUUUUGAGGUAGGGGGGGGGGUGACGUUUGAGUAGUCGGGCUCAUCGACAAGAAAGGGAAGCUUAAGCUCGUUUUUGAGUUCCAUCUUUUGGGGGCACGUUUUGUACCCCCUCUCCUUUUGUUUGAGUCGGCAAAUAUGGUUCCACGGGUGUCAUUUAAAGUGCGUUCUGAAAAAGGGACGCCUAACAGGGAGUUGUAAUUGGGGUCACUUUGUGCGUGCGAACGAGAAGCGGGACUAGCGCUUAAGCGUCCGCGGCUUAAUUGCGGCCCCUCGACGUGACGAUUCGAUCACCGUUUGAGCUCAGCGACGGAUCAAAGUUUAGCGAAAUCCAAUCUGAACUCAAAGGCUGACUUUGGCCCCAAAAAAGCAAAUGUGAAAAAAGCAAUGUCCAAAAUCCUGUUUAGAUGAAGCAUUUAUUAAAUUGUGACUAUGUUUCACAGCGUUUAUCUUGAGCUGCCUUUUGAAAAUGUUAGAAAAGAGUGUUAGGAACAAGCUUGAAAUAAUGAAAAAAUGGAUGUGAUAAAAAAUGCAUGGCUUGAAGAAAAGACCCAAAAAAGUGGAUGUUAAUGUUAAAAUGCAAACAAGUCUCCAUCCAGGCGCGCUUUAAGUUGCCGGGUCGCAAACGGUCACGUCGCAAAGGAUCAAACUAGCAUUCUAAUAGCAUCAAUGAGUUUUUUCAGCAUUUGUGCCGUGGGUGUAAAAGCGCAAAUCCAGGCUUAGUCAAAAGGUAUUUAGUUUGAGGUGGAGGGAGGCAAAAAAAGAAAAAAGGCCCUAAUUCAUUGUUUGUCGGAGCGGAUGUCGAUGUCAACCAAGUUUUAUUUGUUUCUGCAGUCAAAGUGUGCACUUUGUUGGCUCGAUGACAUAAGUAUUGUCUCCCAGCAUCAUCAGAACGGAAGGGAUGCGAUUGAGGCCGAGGAUCCCGCGAGGAGAGCCCAUCCACUCCAAUCAUUUAACGGUAAAUCAAAGGAAAUUAACUUUAAUCGAAGUUAAAAAAAAUCAAUAAAAAAAACAUCCGAUUACAGUUGAAUUUGGAACGGGCGUCCUCCGUUUUGGAAACGUUUAGUCUUUACUGUGCGUGACAGGGGCCAAAAAGCUCAGUAUACGAUAGACUAUCUGACAUGUGCGGGGGGCAAAAAAGCGUGAAUCUAUUUGUACAGAAACGGUUUAAGUGUCCUGUUCCACUGUUGUAUUAAAUCUGUAGAAGUUUGUAUGUGAUUGUGCGGCUAAAGAUUUUGUAUAAUUUUGAUGACUUUUUAUUUCCUUGCGACCUGACGAAAAUGGCGCAUCUGUCUGUCGUGUGGAAACCGAGGUGUAAUGUGGCAGCAGGCAAAUAUGUAUAGAGAUUAAAUAAUUCUACAAGGACGACUUGCGUUUUUGUCGUGCGUUGCUGAUGCGU